Messenger RNA from Xenopus tropicalis (tropical clawed frog), 1954 nucleotides. RefSeq names its product paraspeckle component 1 (gene pspc1). The transcript is spliced from 9 exons. Gene Ontology annotation, cellular component: nuclear speck; paraspeckles. Lineage: Eukaryota; Metazoa; Chordata; Amphibia; Anura; Pipidae. The record is from RefSeq and is a predicted model, not a curated record. Gene Ontology annotation, molecular function: RNA binding; nucleic acid binding. Bases 133 to 1686 code for a protein of 517 amino acids.
GGCGGGCUGAAGGAGGCGGAGCCUGGCGAAGAGAGUUGGAAUUUUUUCCAGGCGCCAUUUUGAAGUGCGGUGCAGGGGAGUUGCGUGCGCCUUUCGCGGCUACGCCAGCAGCGGACACACACAGAGAGGCGAAUGGCUAACCGUAACCUGAAACAGGUCCACAUCGAAAAGAACAAUGGCGGCGGGGGCGAAAUGCUCUCGCCCCCCUCAGGAAAAGGCAGCAAGCGCAGUUUUGAGGUGGCCGAGGGGGACCCGUCUCUGAUGCCUCCCAAGAUGGAGGAUGGAGAGGAAGAAAGAGGGGUCACUAUCGAUAUCAAGAGCUUUCUGAAGCCCGGCGAGAAGAGCUACACCCAGCGCUGCCGGCUCUUUGUUGGGAACCUGCCCACCGACAUCACGGAGGAGGAAUUCAAAAAGCUCUUUGAGAAAUUCGGGGAACCCAGCGAGGUGUUCAUCAACCGGGACCGGGGCUUCGGCUUCAUUCGCCUGGAAUCAAGAACCCUAGCAGAAAUAGCCAAAGCUGAACUUGAUGGAAUGAUUCUUAAAAACAGACCUCUGCGAAUUCGAUUUGCUACCCACGGGGCUGCACUAACUGUGAAAAAUCUCGCCCCUGUGGUUUCCAAUGAGUUGCUCGAAGAAGCUUUCUCCAUGUUUGGCCCAGUGGAAAGGGCUGUUGUCAUAGUGGAUGACCGUGGAAGGCCAACUGGCAAAGGCUUUGUUGAAUUUGCGGCAAAACCAGCAGCAAGAAAGGCUUUAGAAAGAUGCACUGAAGGAGCUUUCAUAUUGACAACGACGCCUAGACCAGUUAUUGUAGAACCAAUGGAACAAUUUGAUGAUGAAGAUGGAUUACCUGAGAAAUUUAUGCAGAAGACUCAACAAUAUCUUAAGGAAAGGGAGGAGCCACCACGCUUUGCUCAACCAGGCACGUUUGAGUUUGAAUAUUCCUCUAGGUGGAAAGCUCUGGACGAGAUGGAGAAGCAGCAGAGAGAUCAAGUUGAUCGAAAUAUCAGAGAAGCUAAAGAGAAAUUAGAGGCUGAAAUGGAGGCUGCGAGACAUGAACAUCAGCUGAUGUUAAUGCGGCAAGAUUUAAUGAGACGUCAAGAAGAGUUACGAAGAUUGGAGGAGUUGAGGAAUCAGGAACUACAAAAGCGCAAGCAGUUUCAGAUGAGGCAUGAAGAAGAGCAGAGACGUCGUGAGGAAGAGCUUAUGAGGCAACGUGACCAGGAUGAUCUGAGGCGGCAAGAGGGAUUUAAGACUAACUACAUGGACACUAGAGAACAGGAUAUGAGAAUGGGUGAUAUGGGCGUCCGUGGAGCAAUAAACAUGGGAGAUACCUAUAGCCCAGCAACUGCUGGUACCCAAGGUCCUCCUCCAAUGAUGGGGAUGAAUAUGAACAACAGAGCAACUGUGCCUGGCCCUACAAUGGGUCCUAGUGCUACGAUGGGAGCUGAAGGAACUACCAGUCUGGGAGCACCAAUGAUUCCGGAUAAUGGAUCAGUGCGCAAUGAUAGAUUCUCGCAGGCCUCACCAUCACAGAUGGGCUCCCCCAUGGUUAACAGAGCAGGAACUGAAGCUGCUCAGCCAGCAAUGGGUGGUGUAAAUGCAGUUGGUGGUGGAGGACCAGGUGGCUUUGGUAGAGGAAAUCAAGGGGGAAACUUUGAUGGAUCUAACAAGCGACGACGUUAUUAGUACAUCAUUCCUUACAAUACGUUAAGAAAACACAAAUUCCAGUGGAAUGCCUUUUACUUUGUGUUAUUUGAUGCCAUUGUUUUACUGUAUAUGUAGUAUUUGUAGAACCUUUCUGUUACGUAGCUUCGUAGUUUUGUGUUUUUUGGUCAAAACAAAAUGUGAUAACAUACUUCCUUGUGAAAGCUUAAUGUGACUAAAUUAAAUAUCAUUUUGAUAGUGCUGUAAACCUAUUGCCGAUAUAAUCACAAUAAAAGUAAGCUACAUGUUA